AUGUCAUUGUCUCGAGCAGAAGAUUAUGAUCGACCACUCGUCACUGAUACAGAAAUCACACCAAUCCCCGAGCCCGAGAUCAAUUUCCAUGCCCGAAGCCAAUUUCCAGGCCCGAGGCCAAUUCCCGACAUCGAAGCCAAUCCCCGAGGCAGAAGUCAAUCCGCGAGCCCGAGAACAAUUCCCGACCUCGAAGCCAAUCCCAGAGCCCGAAGCCAAUCCCCGAGCCCGAAGCCAAUCCCAGAGGCCGAUGAAAAUUCCCGUGCCCGAAGCCAAUUCCCGAGACCUAAGUCAAUCCGCGAGCACGAAGACAAUUCCCAGGCUCGAAGCCAAUUCCCGAGCCCGAAGCCAAUCCAUGAGUCCGAGACCAAUUCCCGAGUCCAAAGCCAAUCCCCGAGCCCGAGAUCAAUUUCCAUGCCCGAAGCCAAUUUCAAGGCCCGAGGCCAAUUCCCGAGCCUGAAGCCAAUCCCCGAGACCAAUUCCCGACCUCGAAGCCAAUCCCCGAGGCAGAAGUCAAUCCGCGAGCCCCAGAACAAUUCCCGACCUCGAAGCCAAUCCCCGAGCACGAAGCCAAUCCCAGAGGCCGAUGAAAAUUCCCGUGCCCGAAUCCAAUUCCCGAGACCGAAUUCAAUCCGCGAGCACGAAGCCAACCCCCGAGCCCAAAGACAAUUCCCAGGCUCGAAGCCAAUUCCCUGUCCGAAGCCAAUCCCUGAGUCCGAGACCAAUUCACGAGCCCGAAGCCAAUCCCGAAUUUUUAUGUUAGACUAA
This is a messenger RNA of Acanthosepion pharaonis, 765 nucleotides long. NCBI's taxonomy places the organism in Eukaryota, Metazoa, Mollusca, Cephalopoda, Sepiida, Sepiidae. The record is from the annotation of a GenBank genome assembly.